Messenger RNA from Mesorhabditis belari, 726 nucleotides. NCBI's taxonomy places the organism in Eukaryota, Metazoa, Nematoda, Chromadorea, Rhabditida, Rhabditidae. The record is from the annotation of a GenBank genome assembly.
AUGAAGCUAUUGCUUUUUGCUGUAUUAAUCUCUUUCUCAGUGAGCGAAUUUUUAGACGAUCCAGAUUAUCGACCGGCUUUUCUUCAUAGGACUAGGGGUGCUUUCAUUGAAAAACAUCGAAUCGGUGUUCAACUCCCACAAAGCGAGUCACAAGAAGAAGGGAAAAAUGAGAAUGAAGGGGAGGGAAAGCCAUUGAGUCGAUCACGAAGAGACACAUCUGAUGAAGUGAAUGAUGGACCUGGGGGAGCCUUUGAGGUGAAAGAUUCAACGGAUGGUCAAGAAGGAGACGAUUCUCUCGUUGAAUUGGGUGAUGGUCGAUAUGGAGACUCGGAUGGACAAGGAAAGGAAAGAAGCGGGCGAUUUAGGAGAAUGCUCUUAGCUGAUAGCCAAGAAUCACGCCGUUUCCCAGCUCGUCGUCCAUUCGGCAUCAAGAAUCAUUGCAAGAUUGAUAAGAAGGGAAAAAGGAAAUGUUUUUUACGAGAUCCAGAUGAUCAAUCAAUGAAAUCGACAUUCAACUUGAAAAUGAUCAAGAAUUUGAUGAAAAGACAAGAAGAUGUGGAUGAAAAGAGCGAUCUGGCCAUUAAACGCCGAAGGACAUUUCGUCGAAGGUGUCAAAUUGAAGGGAUAAAUGGAAGACGACGUUGUUUCCCCCGACCAGAGCGCCAGCUAGAGAGCCCGAAGAAAGAAAACCGUGAACACCGCAAAAGAAACCCUGAUGGACAGCUU